Molecule: messenger RNA, 1320 nt
Organism: Sordaria macrospora k-hell
Lineage: Eukaryota; Fungi; Ascomycota; Sordariomycetes; Sordariales; Sordariaceae
Biological process (GO): Arp2/3 complex-mediated actin nucleation
Cellular component (GO): actin cortical patch; Arp2/3 protein complex
Molecular function (GO): actin filament binding
Source: RefSeq, a predicted model, not a curated record
AUGGCCAACACAACCCCCGCCGUUGUCAUGGACAACGGCACGGGGUUCUCCAAGCUAGGUUUCGCCGGCAAUGAUUCCCCCUCGUUCGUAUUCCCGACAGCCAUCGCGACCAAGAGCCCCUCGGCAGGCACCGGCGGCUCGGGCUCUGGCCGCCCCGCCGUAGCCAACAAGCCAUCCUUCCUCACCGGCGGCGCCGGUCCCGGUGGCCAUCUCUCAGCAAAGCGCGGAACCGAAGACCUCGACUUCUUCAUCGGCGACGAGGCCGUAGCGGCCGCUAAUGGGCCUGGCUACGGGUUGCACUAUCCCAUCAGACACGGACAGAUUGAGAACUGGGAUCACAUGGAAAGGUUCUGGUCCAACUCCAUCUUCAAGUAUCUGAGGGUAGAGCCUGAGGACCACCACUUCCUCCUCACUGAGCCGCCUCUCAACCCUCCCGAGAACCGUGAAAACACCGCCGAGAUCUUCUUCGAGUCCUUCAACUGCGCCGGUCUCUACAUUGCCGUCCAGGCCGUUCUGGCCCUUGCGGCUUCCUGGACAUCAUCCAAGGUCCAAGACAGAUCCCUGACCGGUACUGUCAUUGACUCUGGUGAUGGUGUGACACACGUUAUCCCGGUCGCCGAAGGCUACGUUAUCGGCUCGUCCAUCAAGUCGAUCCCUAUUGCCGGUCGCGACAUCACCUACUUUGUCCAGUCACUUCUCCGUGACCGCGGCGAGCCUGAUUCGUCCCUCAAGACGGCCCAAGAGAUCAAGGAAGAGUACUGCUACGUCUGCCCAGAUAUCGUCAAGGAGUUCGCCAAGUACGACCGCGAUCGCAGCCGAUUCCUUAAGCACACCAUUACCCAGCCCGGCGGCCGCCAAGUUACGGUUGAUGUUGGCUACGAGCGCUUCAUGGCCCCCGAGAUCUUCUUCAACCCCGAGAUUUACUCGUCCGACUUCCUUACUCCCCUGCCAGUGGUUGUCGAUGGUGUCAUUCAGUCUUCGCCCAUCGAUGUCCGCCGUGGUCUCUACAAGAACAUUGUUCUCUCGGGUGGCAGCACGCUCUACAAGGACUUUGGUCGCAGGCUACAGCGUGAUAUCAAGCAGCUUGUCGAUACGAGAAUCAAGGCCAGCGAGGUGCGCAGUGGUGGAGCCAAGAGCGGCGGUCUUGAUGUCCAGGUUAUUACCCACAAGAGGCAACGGCACGGCCCGUGGUUUGGUGGUAGCUUGCUUGGCCAGACGCCCGAGUUCCGGUCGUACUGUCACACCAAGGCGGAGUACCAAGAAUAUGGACCCAGCAUUGUGCGCCGGUUCGCUCUGCUCGGAGGACCUGGUGGAUCUUAA